AUGGCUGGGAGCUUGCUAAUCUCGAACCACUUUAACCAUAUCUUGGAAUCAUGCCAGUGUCUGCGGCAGAGUGAGGUGCAGGUGCGGGCCCACAUUUUCUUGCAAAGUGUCAACGUGAUUCGUAACAUCGACUACCUGACUCGCUGCAUCAAGACAGAGGCACAAUCCGGGCGGCUAGGGAUCCCAUCGACCAUGGGCCAUCAGGAUGCACAUCCCUUCUCAAAUGUAGGCUGUGUUACAAAUGCGCUAGCAAGAGAAGCUGUGAACGCAAUUGGCUACCUUGCUGCGUGUGAUGUCUCACACGCAGUUGGCUCAGCUUCGUCGCCGGUGGCUGGACAGCAGUCUGCACUCUGCUCUACACUGCUGUUGCUCUACGCAGCUGUUGCUCUAUGCAGCUGUUGCUCUAUGCAGCUGUUGCUCUACGCUGUGUCCACAUGGUCUGAAUGUGUUGCUGAGGCUGGCUUCCAGUGGCCUGCAGCUGCUGCAUGGACCUCGUCGUAUGCGACGUCUGCUUUUGACGAAAGUGGUAGGAUCCCACAGAAUCCUUUUGACACGAGGCUGGCGUUGCUGCCCCACAGCCCGCCGCAGUGGCAGCAGGAAGCCUUGGGAGGCACAGAUGGAGUUGGCAGCGAUGGCAGGCUCUUCCGGAUGGUCCACCUCAGCUCUGCCAUACCCACCGAGGUGCAGGGAAAGCUGUCGGCCCUGGUGGACAGCUACUUGCGCCCGGUGCUGGUCGAACGCCGCGUCCCCACAGGCUACUCCCAAGCCUUGGGAAGCCCAUCGUCCAGUUCUCAUGCUAUGUUGGAAGACAGCAAGAAGAGGGGAGGUGGCGACGACUUGAGUGAGGAGGCCGAUCAGCAGGGAUCUGCGAAGGGCGCUGCCUCGAGUGCGGCUCGGAGUAGCGCUGACAGCGAGGAGCAGGCGGAGAGCGAGGACACAUUUUCUUUCUGUGCAUCCACGGCAUCGCAGUCCAAACUCUCCAGCGCCUCCUUCGAUCGAAUGGGCGACACCUCAAAAGCUGUUCGGAAGCUUUUUGCAACUCGGAGCGACAUCACCCAGGUCUUGAAGAGGCUUCCGGCGCAAGCCCUCAUGUCCCCAGGAGGAUCUACGACUCAGACAGACACGAUCCUCCGAGACAUCUUUACCUCAGUGGCUGUGGCCGUGCCGGCAUCCUUCCUCCCAAACAAUGGGAGCGGCGCGAGUCAAGGGAGCCAAGGGAGCCAAGGGAGCCAAGCGGGGCCCAGCAUGGUGGGCCUUGCCACCGGCUACCAGUACAGCGAGAGGCCCUACAAUCUCUCUCGGGUCCAAACCACGCUGAACAUCAAAGUGGCCAUGCCACAAGCUGGAGGCUCUCCUGCGGAGCUGGCUGUGCAGCUGUGCAACCUCUCUGAUUCAGAGCCCUCAGCCGUGGAGGCGUUCUCCGCAUGGAGCGACCUCGCUGCUGCCCUGCCCCUGCGCUUCAAUGACUCGGCGCUCAGGGUCCGACGGCGGCAUCUGAAAAAGGCAAAAGAAGCCUUGCGCUCGCUUCCAAGAGGAUAG
This is a messenger RNA of Symbiodinium natans, 1539 nucleotides long. The record is from the annotation of a GenBank genome assembly. NCBI's taxonomy places the organism in Eukaryota, Dinophyceae, Suessiales, Symbiodiniaceae.